Ochotona princeps (American pika) is the source of this 566-nucleotide messenger RNA. It is a transcript of the gene C4H11orf86, whose product is annotated as chromosome 4 C11orf86 homolog. The record is from RefSeq and is a predicted model, not a curated record. The transcript has 2 exons. Bases 71 to 436 code for a protein of 121 amino acids. Lineage: Eukaryota; Metazoa; Chordata; Mammalia; Lagomorpha; Ochotonidae.
CAAAAGCGUCUCAGAAGUCAGCCACAUGCCAAGGGACUGACAACACCCUGCACCUGCUGCCUUCACAGUCAUGGUCACGGGAAUGCGCAGCCAGUCCUUGCGAGGACCCCGGCCCACCUAUGGAAAGCUCCAAGACUCCCAGGGGAGACCCCUGGAGGGCCGACCACGCCGGGCACUGAGCCUCCGACAGGAGCGGGACAGGGGCCAGCAGGACCCCGAGGGAGACCCAGAAGGGCCCAGCGCUGCUGCUCAGGAGUGGCUGCCAGGGGGCCCCGGGGACACGGAGCAGCUGAUCCAAGCGCGCCGAGGCAGCAGACGAUGGCUGAAGCAGUACCAACAGAUGAAGAGGAGGUGGGAGAGCCUGGUGGCCAGCAUCCCCGGCCUCACCCUGAGCCGAUCGUCCGCCUCCCGGGAGCCACUGGACAUCGCCAGUUAAACACGCGCCAGGCCUGGCACGCCAUGGCGCCCCUGAGCCACCUGCCUCUGCCUGCUCCAGUCCCCUCCAAGCAGCCUGCCCCGUCUCCCCGAGGAGGGCUGUGCCACCAGCAGCUCACGGGAGGCCCAGC